Pichia membranifaciens NRRL Y-2026 is the source of this 3539-nucleotide messenger RNA. RefSeq lists its product as hypothetical. The transcript is spliced from 2 exons. Gene Ontology annotation, cellular component: nucleus. Bases 414 to 3539 code for a protein of 1041 amino acids. Gene Ontology annotation, molecular function: DNA binding; DNA-binding transcription factor activity, RNA polymerase II-specific; zinc ion binding. The record is from RefSeq and is a predicted model, not a curated record. Gene Ontology annotation, biological process: regulation of DNA-templated transcription; DNA-templated transcription. NCBI's taxonomy places the organism in Eukaryota, Fungi, Ascomycota, Pichiomycetes, Pichiales, Pichiaceae.
UUGAAAUGGUGCCGCGUCGGCCCAAAUGCUCGCCCGGCCGGAGUAAAGACGCUUAUUUCCAUGCGAGCCUUCUGUGUGUCAGUUUAUCUGCUGCAGAGAAGACGGAGUAGGAGACAGGACGAAUAUUUUGCCACCGAGGCAAGGAUUGAAUUAAGGUUGCACCUAGUUUGUUCCCUUACCAUACUUCCAGGUUUCUGAAAGCGGUUUCCAGGCGGUUGGAUUUUUCUGAUUGGGGAAUCAAGGUUUUAUAUAGCUAAGACUUACCCACUGGGAUUAAAAGAAAUACCUCAGUUUUUCGAAGCUCACGUCGAUAGUUGAAUAAGUCACGAAAAGGGAAACAGACUCCAAGAGUUUUAGUGGAAACUGCGGAACCAGUGGCUUAAAUUAUCAGUCUAGACAUUUUGAGCACCAAUAUGGAAAGAAACUCACCAACGGACAGGGUGAAAAAGACCAGAAACAGGAUACCCACCUCCUGCGACCACUGUAGGAAAAGGAAAUUGAAAUGUGACCGACAGAAGCCAUGUGGCAACUGUGUCAAGAGUCAAACCGAGGAUCUGUGUAAAUAUGCUGCCUCUCCUAAGGGGGGUUCUGGCAAUUCAAGCAAUGUGCCAAGAAUAAACCUGAAUAAUGAGAUUAUCAAGUUAAAAUUGCAAGUGAAUAAACUUGAAAGAAUACUAGAAAUGAACAAUAUCGACACAUCUAAUUACAAGAACAUCUUGCCUGGCAUCUCAGACGAUGAAUUCCCGGAUGAGGACGAUAAUGAGGACGAUCCUAUGGUGUCAUUAUCUGACAAGUUUGAUGCCAUGGUUAUCAAGGAAAAUAAAAUAUUGCAUUCUGGUACUACAUCCUAUGUUACUUUUAUUGUUCGUGAUAAACAGCUUUCAAGAAUUUUUGAAGCUUAUUCCAAGAGACAUAUCAUGAUAUACGAAUCUUACAAACAAAAACAAAAGGUGAAAGCAUCUGAUUUCCCUGUAGACAUCUCACAGAAUCAUUUGUCGUGGUUAACCUCAAAUGCAAAUACCGAAGUGAGUGCUUGCGACAUCGAUAAUGUGGAGAAUAUGCAGUUUGGAACUAUAGUGAAUCCUCCGGCAGGAGUCACCGCUAUGCAGGCAAAGUUAGUGUUGGAUGUCUUAGAGGACGUCAAUAAGAAGAUGCCGCCUUUAUUUGUUGUCAACGUUCUAGUCGAUCAUUUCUUCAAGUAUGUUUACCCUUUUUUGCCUUUGGUCAAUGAAGAGAUUUUCAGAGAUGAAAUGAGUUACGUUCUUGUACCCACCACUAAUGGUGGUUGCAAGGUGGCAAUCACUCAUUUACAAAACACUUCCAUAGUGAGUUUGUUACUAGUUAUUCUACGUUAUGCUUACUUGGCUGUCAAUGUCAAAGAUUACGCAGAGGAUAACAAGGCCAUCGGAAACGACCUUUUGAUUGCAAUGAUCAAAAGUGGAUACCAAAUCGACUCAAGUUUUGUUGUGAUGGCUAAAAGUUUAUUGAUGGCUUUACCAGCAGAAGACAGUGUUUUUAAAAAGAUUACCUUGAGAAAUAUUCAAGUUCUGCUUUAUUUAAGAUUAUACCAAGUUUAUUCCCCAGAAAUGCACGAAGAAAGUAGGGAACAUUCACUAACAUUGGCACUAGUUAUUCAGAUGUGUCGUUCUUUAGGUGCCAACCGAGACCCAAAGAAUUUCCCACACGUUUUCCAAGAUCCAAGAGAAAUCACAGUUUGGAGAAGGAUAUUCUACAAAUUAUUGACUUUGGACGUACAGAAUGCUUUCGAAUACGGCUGUUCGUUGAUAAUUUCUGAUGAGGAGUAUGAUGUCAAUCUACCAGCUUUGAGUAAAGAAGAAAGUCAAGUUUUGACUAAUUUCAAGAAAGGGUUAUCAGUGUCACGAUCUGGUGAUGAGAUCAAAAGACUGGUUGUCGAGAAUUCGAUAAACAAAGACACGGCCCUUGAGUACGAAGCUGUUAAAUUGAUUAGGGAAGGGCUCAAUAUCUUUCAGAACUUUAAAAGCUCGACAAAAAGAUCGAAACUUUUGAAAAUUGUGAAUCGCAUGCAAGAUUUUGUUGAUAAAAGGAUUCCAAGUUUAUGGGAAAUGUUGCAAGAAAACUCUAAUUCUAGCUACAUGCAACUGGAGAGAUUAUUUGAUAUACCCAAGGUGAGAAAAUUUGAAAUUCGUCUCACUGUUCAAACUAUCCUUAUGACCUUCUAUUAUUUGUUAUAUUUGAAUGAUGAGGAUGAAGGUAGUAGCAGUGAGCACGAUAGCCCUCAAACUACCAACAACAGCAAUAGCAGUGGUACUAAUAAUUAUGAGACUAGUCCAAUUGCUGCACCAACUACUAGCAGUACAACAAGCUACAGUUCUAAUACUGAUAGUACUAACAGUAAACUCAGUCCUGGUCAGAAACAUGAUUUCCUGUCAGAUGUUUAUGGUGUUCGUGCCACGGAGUUGGCUCUUUCCGUUUUGAAGAUGAACUAUGAUUACACCAAGUAUGUUACUCAAUCGCCAACAUUGGAUGGGGAUAGCAAACAGUACAAGGCCUUCAAAUAUUUCUCCGCAAAAUGUGACGUUUUCAUUUUGAAUAGAGUUGCUAUGGCUUUCCUACGCCCCUUCCUCUUUUUAUGUUCAAUUUUCUUGAAAAACUUGAAUUCAGAGGGACUGACUUUUGAAGAGAUUCUUGGAAAAUUUUCGAAUAGCAUUGACUCAACUGUGGUUUUGAAGUGGUUUAAUAUAAACGUCACCAUCAAAAAAGAAGCAAGCAAGAAUGGAUGUGAGUUCUCUUUUCUAUUGUUUCAAUACGUAAAAAGUUUAUUUUUCAUGCACUACACUCUCAAAAAUGAAUAUUUUAUCAGCUGGAGAAAUACCAUGAUAAUCAAGCUUUUCAUAAAUUACUUCAAAUCGGCAGAUAAAGGUGUUUGCACCGAAUUCUUACAUCCUACUUUUGUUCGAGACGAUGAUGAGUGCAACUUUGCUACCGGCGAUAAUUCUGCAGAGAAAGAAAAUGGUCCUGAUUUUAUGGACAUCAACAACUUCUCUGACUUGGACGAAUUCAAUUUCAGUGGCAGUGAAAAUAGGGGUAUGGCAACCGGGAACACCGACACAACGGAAAGUUCGAACGAUGCUAAGCUAAUGCAAGAUUUCAUGGACACGGCUGCGCCUGAGAACAACUUAGAAAAUUUCGAAAGCAAUGAAAACGAUUUAGACAAUUUAAUAUAUGAUGACAUGGAUAAUAUGAUUGACGAUAUUUUCAGAGACACCGGCGUACGGAAUCAAAUGGCAAGCGAGUUUGAGCUUUUUGGUUCGAAACAUCAAAAAGGUCUUGGACAAAUAAUCAAUCUUGAAGAGAGCACAGAGCAAGAACGCAAUGAAUUCGAGCAGAAAAUCAAUAAAAUGGUAUCUAAUUCCAACAUGCCAAGCUUUUCUCGCCCUUCUGCGGUGAAGAGUGGUUCGACCUCGAGCGGAAGUGGAGGAUCUGGACCCUUUACUAGUAUGUCCGGGGUUUCAGACAAUUCCAACAUGAGGACCCCAGAUAUGAUAAAGAUAAAAUGA